This is a messenger RNA of Microtus oregoni (creeping vole), 1476 nucleotides long. It is a transcript of the gene Acta1, whose product is annotated as actin alpha 1, skeletal muscle. The record is from RefSeq and is a predicted model, not a curated record. The transcript has 7 exons. NCBI's taxonomy places the organism in Eukaryota, Metazoa, Chordata, Mammalia, Rodentia, Cricetidae. Gene Ontology annotation, biological process: skeletal muscle thin filament assembly. Gene Ontology annotation, cellular component: actin filament; stress fiber; striated muscle thin filament. The coding region runs from base 111 to 1244 and encodes 377 amino acids.
CCGAGGACUAUAUAAAACCUGAGCUAAGGAACAGACGGCCACACGGACGUGAAGCCUCACAUCCCACCCUUGGCACCCAGGGCCAGAGUCAGCAGCAGAAACUAGACACCAUGUGUGACGAAGACGAGACCACCGCCCUCGUGUGUGACAACGGCUCUGGCCUGGUGAAAGCCGGCUUUGCCGGGGAUGACGCCCCCAGGGCUGUGUUCCCAUCCAUUGUGGGCCGCCCCCGACACCAGGGUGUCAUGGUGGGUAUGGGUCAGAAGGACUCCUACGUGGGCGAUGAGGCCCAGAGCAAGCGAGGUAUCCUGACCCUGAAGUACCCCAUCGAGCAUGGCAUCAUCACCAACUGGGACGACAUGGAGAAGAUCUGGCACCACACCUUCUACAAUGAGCUUCGCGUGGCCCCUGAGGAGCACCCGACCCUGCUCACCGAGGCCCCCUUGAACCCUAAAGCUAACCGUGAGAAGAUGACCCAAAUCAUGUUUGAGACCUUCAACGUGCCUGCCAUGUAUGUGGCCAUCCAGGCGGUGCUGUCUCUCUAUGCCUCUGGCCGUACCACCGGCAUUGUGUUGGAUUCUGGGGACGGUGUCACCCACAAUGUGCCCAUCUAUGAGGGCUAUGCCCUGCCACACGCCAUCAUGCGUCUGGACCUGGCCGGACGUGACCUUACUGACUACCUGAUGAAGAUUCUCACCGAGCGUGGCUAUUCCUUCGUGACCACAGCUGAGCGUGAGAUCGUGCGCGACAUCAAAGAGAAGCUGUGCUAUGUGGCCCUGGACUUCGAGAAUGAGAUGGCCACCGCUGCCUCCUCCUCCUCCCUGGAGAAGAGCUACGAGCUGCCCGACGGGCAGGUCAUCACCAUUGGCAAUGAGCGUUUCCGUUGCCCGGAGACGCUUUUCCAGCCCUCCUUCAUCGGCAUGGAAUCCGCGGGGAUCCAUGAGACCACCUACAACAGCAUUAUGAAGUGCGACAUUGACAUCAGGAAGGACCUGUACGCCAACAACGUCAUGUCAGGGGGCACCACCAUGUACCCUGGUAUCGCUGACCGCAUGCAGAAGGAAAUCACAGCUCUGGCUCCCAGCACCAUGAAGAUCAAGAUCAUCGCCCCCCCUGAGCGUAAGUACUCAGUGUGGAUCGGCGGCUCCAUCCUGGCCUCGCUGUCCACCUUCCAGCAGAUGUGGAUCACCAAGCAGGAGUACGACGAGGCCGGCCCAUCCAUUGUGCACCGCAAAUGCUUCUAGGCGUCCCCUCAUCUGUGUACAUUCUCUCUCCUCAGGACGACAGUCGUGCUGCGGUUGCAGGGCGGCCCCAUCCUCCGCCAGGGCUCCGUCGCCGCCACUGCGACCAGCACCUGUUUUUGACCUGUACAUAGAUUGACACGUUUUACCUCGUUUUGUUAUUUUUCAAACAAAACCCUGUGAACGGAAAUGGAAAACUUGAAGCAUUAAAGCCAGCCAUUCUGUUUUGCUGCAA